Agrilus planipennis (emerald ash borer) is the source of this 2825-nucleotide messenger RNA. RefSeq names its product myrosinase 1-like. Lineage: Eukaryota; Metazoa; Arthropoda; Insecta; Coleoptera; Buprestidae. Gene Ontology annotation, molecular function: beta-glucosidase activity. The record is from RefSeq and is a predicted model, not a curated record. Gene Ontology annotation, biological process: carbohydrate metabolic process. The transcript is spliced from 13 exons. The coding region runs from base 196 to 2499 and encodes 767 amino acids.
UAGUUCAGAACUAUGCAGGUAGUAGUGGAUAGAGAACAAAUGAGAUUGUUUUAAAGUUGCAUUUAAGUUUUGCUAUUCUGGAAAUCUCAAAUCAAUAAUAAACUGAACGACAAACGUGUCGUAACCGUUCUCCAUAAAAUUAUUAUUUAAUUAACACAUAUUUUGUUAAAUUCUGCCACCAUAAAUAAUUUCAAAAUGCCUAUUCAAUGUAGUGUCGGUUUUGUAUUAAUAAUUUCCAUAUUUAAAGGAUAUUCAUUUUUUGAACUGAAAGACCAUCAGUUUCCCGAAAAUUUGUUAUUUGGUGUGGCCACCUCAGCGUACCAAAUAGAAGGAGCAUGGAAUGUGCAUGGUAAAGGAGAAAGCAUUUGGGAUCAUCUUACCCAUAGUUACCCUCAUCUUAUAAUAGAUGGUAGUAACGGCGAUGUGGCAUGCGAUUCUUAUAAUAAAGUGGAAGAAGAUGUAGCCCUUUUGAAGCAACUGGGAGUAGACGUGUACCACUUUUCCCUUUCCUGGACCCGAAUUCUUCCAAAUGGAUUUGCUACUGAAAUUAAUAAAGAUGCAAUCAAUUAUUAUAAUCACUUGAUUACAAGCCUGCUAAAUAACGGUAUAGAACCGGUGGUUACUUUGUACCAUUGGGAUCUCCCGCAGGUUCUUCAAAAACUUGGAGGAUGGGCUAACGUUAUCAUGGCCGACUAUUUUCUAGAUUAUGCCCAAGUAGCUUUCGACAAUUUUGGGGAUAAUGUAAAAUACUGGAUCUCGUUUAGUCAACCAGAAGUUUUUUGUGCAGCUUAUGGAGCUUCUAAACAUGCGCCGGUUAAUGUUAAUGCCGAUGGGUUUGGAGAUUACCUUUGUGGGCACACCGUUCUGUUAGCCCAUGCAGCCGCUUAUCGAUUAUAUAACGAAUCUUAUAGAUUUUCCCAAGAUGGGUCUUUUGGAAUAGCAUUGAGUGGAAAAUGGUUUGAACCAAACAGUACUUCAUCAGAAGAUGUCCUUGCCGCAUACAGGAUGCUGCAAUUUACGACUGGUUGGUUUGCGAAUCCACUGUUCAAAGGCGAUUAUCCCGCAAUCAUGAAAGAAGCAGUGGCCCAAAAGAGUCAGGAGCAAGGUUUUCCUUAUUCAAGAUUACCAGAAUUUACUGAGGAGGAAAUUAAAAAGAUUAGAGGCACCGUAGAUUUUCUAGCAUUUAAUUAUUACACAACAGAAAUGGUUGCGAAUCGGUAUGAGGAUGGAAGAAAUAGCGAUCCCUCUUGCGAAUUGGAUUGCCAUGUUAAUAAAUGGGUGGACAAAACAUGGAAGAGAACUACGACAACUUGGUUAAAGGCGGUUUCUUGGGGAUUCCGAAACGUUCUAUUAUGGUUAAAAGAUGAGUAUAAUAAUCCUCCAAUUUAUGUAACUGAAAAUGGUUUCGCAGAUUUGGGUAGUCGUCAUGAUGUUAAUAGAGUAAAUUUCCUGAAGUACCAACUAAGUGCUCUUUUAGAAGCUAUAGAAAGAGGCGUCAAUAUCAAGUCGUAUUCAGUUUGGAGUUUAAUGGAUAAUUUUGAAUGGACUAAGGGCUAUACAUAUUCAUUUUUUGAACUAAAAGACCAUCAGUUUCCCGAAAAUUUGUUAUUUGGUGUGGCCACCUCAGCGUACCAAAUAGAAGGAGCAUGGAAUGUGCAUGGGUCUUUUGGAAUAGCAUUGAGUGGAAAAUGGUUUGAACCAAACAGUACUUCAUCAGAAGAUGUCCUUGCCGCAUACAGGAUGCUGCAAUUUACGACUGGUUGGUUUGCGAAUCCACUGUUCAAAGGCGAUUAUCCCGCAAUCAUGAAAGAAGCAGUGGCCCAAAAGAGUCAGGAGCAAGGUUUUCCUUAUUCAAGAUUACCAGAAUUUACUGAGGAGGAAAUUAAAAAGAUUAGAGGCACCGUAGAUUUUCUAGCAUUUAAUUAUUACACAACAGAAAUGGUUGCGAAUCGGUAUGAGGAUGGAAGAAAUAGCGAUCCCUCUUGCGAAUUGGAUUGCCAUGUUAAUAAAUGGGUGGACAAAACAUGGAAGAGAACUACGACAACUUGGUUAAAGGCGGUUUCUUGGGGAUUCCGAAACGUUCUAUUAUGGUUAAAAGAUGAGUAUAAUAAUCCUCCAAUUUAUGUAACUGAAAAUGGUUUCGCAGAUUUGGGUAGUCGUCAUGAUGUUAAUAGAGUAAAUUUCCUGAAGUACCAACUAAGUGCUCUUUUAGAAGCUAUAGAAAGAGGCGUCAAUAUCAAGUCGUAUUCAGUUUGGAGUUUAAUGGAUAAUUUUGAAUGGACUAAGGGCUAUACGGUUAAAUAUGGUCUCUAUUACGUCGAUAUGUCGGAUGCAAAUCGAAGGAGAACACCCAAAUCAUCAGCCCAUUUUUACAAAGACGUUAUUUCCAACAGAAAAGUGGUACACGAGGUCCCAAAACAGAUGUCAGAUGCAUCGAAAACUUCAAAGAAUAUAUUUUUCACUAUAAUGGUCAUCUUGGUGGUACUAAUUCUAUCAUAAUUAACAUAACAUUGAACCAUUAUAAUCGUGUUUAAACAAUAGUAUCUAUGUAUCUGCGAUAUAAGUUUUAUUAAUUACAUGUAUUUUUGAAAACAACUAGUAAAUCAUAAUUUGUAUUAUAAAGGUGAAAAAGAUUAUGAGUUUAGUUUCACAGGGGUUUAUCUACAAGCGUCUACAGCAGCUUCAUUAAGCGAUGAAAUAGACGUGUACAUAAAUCCUUUGAUAUUUCAGUGUUUUCCAUUUUUAUAACUGCUAUAAUCAUCAAGGUCUAAAUACAAAUUAUAUUAGGAAACAGAUUUAAGAAUUACAUAACAAACAAAACGAUA